AUUCUUGUUUGUUGUUAUUCAUGUUGUAGGACUGACGGAGAAAUUCACCUUUGCUCUUCUACUCGAAUUAUUUUUCCUAUCACCGUCGCAAUACUCGGCUGAUUAACAGUUCCAAUUGAGAGGCUUAAUCAGGUAUACACAAAAUGUUUUCGUCUCUCGCCAUCAGGCAAUUAAAAAUAUCUCCAGCGUCUUUGCUGAAGCAAUCCAAGGUGUUUUCUUCGACAAUGGAGGGUUUUGAAACCUUGAGCAUUACUGUUCCCAAACCAUUUGUUUACCAAGUCAAACUGAACAGACCAAAAAAUCUUAACACGAUGAACCGAAAAAUGUGGUUUGAAAUUGGAAAAUGUUUUGACACCCUUGCCUCGAAGGACGAUUGCAGGAGUAUUGUUCUUUCGGCUGCUGGAAAAGUGUUCAGUGCAGGAAUUGACCUAAAAGACAUGGUAGAGCUUGGUGGAUUGCUUGCUGAGCACGAUGACAUUGCCCGCAAGUGCAAAGUCAUCGAGGAUUGGCUCAACGGCUACCAGAACGACAUCUCAGCUGUGGAAAGGUGUCCGAAACCUGUGAUUGGCGCCGUCCACAAUGCCUGCAUUGGCGGAGCCCUCGACUUGCUGACGGCCACUGACGUCAGAUUGUGCUCUUCAGACGCCUGGUUCCAGGUCAAGGAGGUUGACAUUGGCAUGGCUGCUGACGUCGGCACCCUCCAGAGACUGCCCAGGAUCAUCGGCAACCAAAGUCUGGUCAACGAAAUCUGCUUAACCUCCAGAAAGGUGGAAUCACAAGAGGCCAAAGACUGUGGGCUCGUCAGCAAAGUUUACGACACUAAAGAAAAUUUGUUGGCUGGAGCAAUCGAAUUGGCAGAAACGAUUGCUAGCAAAAGUCCAGUGGCUGUCCAGCUCACCAAGAGAUCGCUGGUUCACGCCAGAAACCACAGCACGCAGGAGGGACUCGACUUCAUUCGAUAUUGGAACAUGACGAUGCUUCAGAGUGAAGAUUUUAUAAAUGCUGCUAUGGCUCAGGCUACCAAGAGCCCACCGCCUACUUUUGCCAAACUUUGAACAAAUAGAAUUUUAUUUGUUAAAUAAGGUAAUGGACUUGUUUUGUUGAUAUUUUUAUGGAGUAUUUAAUUUAAAAAAAAAAUAAUAAUAAAUGCCUCUAAUUUUUGCAACUUA
Neocloeon triangulifer is the source of this 1169-nucleotide messenger RNA. Its product is annotated as delta(3,5)-Delta(2,4)-dienoyl-CoA isomerase, mitochondrial. The transcript has 6 exons. Bases 144 to 1055 code for a protein of 303 amino acids. Gene Ontology annotation, molecular function: delta(3,5)-delta(2,4)-dienoyl-CoA isomerase activity. Lineage: Eukaryota; Metazoa; Arthropoda; Insecta; Ephemeroptera; Baetidae. Gene Ontology annotation, cellular component: mitochondrion. The record is from RefSeq and is a predicted model, not a curated record.